This is a messenger RNA of Knipowitschia caucasica, 501 nucleotides long. The record is from the annotation of a GenBank genome assembly. NCBI's taxonomy places the organism in Eukaryota, Metazoa, Chordata, Actinopteri, Gobiiformes, Gobiidae.
AUGGGAGAGAGACCGGGGGAGAGGGCUGGGGGAGAGGGCUGGGGGAGAGGGCUGGGGGAGAGGGCUGGGGGAGAGGGCUGGGGGAGAGGGCUGGGGGAGAGAGACGGGGGAGAGGGCUGGGGGAGAGGAGCAGAGACGGGGGGGGGGUGUAUUUGCAAAGUCCUGGCUGAGUUCCAACUGGAGGCAGAGAGUGUGCCGAGUCAGAGGAGAUCGUCCCGUUUCUUCCUGGACCGCGUCUGUGGAGCGUCUGUGGAGCGUCUGUGGAGCGUCUGCGGAGCGUCUGUGGAGCGUCUGUGGAGCGUCUGUGGAGCGUCUGUGGAGCGUCUGUGGCGGGCCCCGGUCGCGGUGAGUUUGAUGGAAAAGCACAUUCUUAGUUUUUUGUCCACACAUGUUUAUGAAGGAGCUCUGAGGAGAGAGAACUCACUGUCUGAACAAGAGAGUCUGGACACACUGUCUGUGGGAAUGUGGACCGAGAGUGGGAAUGUGGGCCGCGGGAGCUGA